AUGGCCGACUUCGCCCUCGAGUUCGCCUGGGAUGCCGUGCGCCGCGAGAUGGAUCAUAUCGCGACGCAUUUCGAGAACCCGCGGGGAAAGGACCCCCUCGCACUCGACACCGACUUUGCACUUUCCGACCCUGACACGCGAUUUGCAAUUGACCUCCGACAACUCGCCGAUGAGCCGCUAGUCUUCAUCGCUGGCGAUCUGCUCCCGUACGAGCGACUCGUGGUCAUAUCUCGCAUCCGCCACGAGAACAUCAACGGCUACGAGCGCUACGACUGGCUUGUGCCGGUCUUCGGCUGGCUGCACCUCGAGAUAGCGUUCGGCAACUCGCUUCUCAUUCAGUACGAGGGGACCGAUGCCGUAUACGGCCUCCGUCGUGCUUUUCAGCUCAUGAACCGCAAAGGCCUGCACAAGGUGCAGACAAAGGGACCAUUCUGGCAUCAUCUCGAUGAGGCGCUCCAUCACGUCGCCGAAAGCAUGAUCCUCACACUGUGGGGCAAAGUGUCUGGACUGCCAGAUCCAGGCAAUCUCUUUGCACAUCAACGGAAGUCUCCCGAGGAGCUCCCGCUCAUGGCGGAGGAGAUCUACGACAAGCAUGUCUCCCGGCGUGGAUGCUGCCGAGGUUCGCGCUCGUUCGCUCAUGUUCAUCUUCGAUGUGCUACCGUACAUCGAACUACGUAA
Messenger RNA from Peniophora sp. CBMAI 1063, 678 nucleotides. The record is from the annotation of a GenBank genome assembly. NCBI's taxonomy places the organism in Eukaryota, Fungi, Basidiomycota, Agaricomycetes, Russulales, Peniophoraceae.